Drosophila busckii is the source of this 620-nucleotide messenger RNA. RefSeq lists its product as uncharacterized. NCBI's taxonomy places the organism in Eukaryota, Metazoa, Arthropoda, Insecta, Diptera, Drosophilidae. The transcript has a single exon. The coding region runs from base 47 to 349 and encodes 100 amino acids. The record is from RefSeq and is a predicted model, not a curated record.
ACGUGUGUCAAGCCUUUUGUAUUUUGUAUAAAAUUUAGUUUUAGUUAUGUCACAACAACACGCAGAGCUGAGUGCAGAGGCUGUCGACAGCAGACUGCUCUAUUUCUUUAACAAAUUCUGGGACAUUUGCGGCUACUUUGAUCUCAAUCUAACCACAUACAUUGAACGCAGUCCGUCUGAAUAUUUUGCUGGAUUUUGCAGCAUGCAUGGAUUUGCCCCGAACUGGAGCUGGUACUGGCAAUCGCAGCAAACGGAGUCGCAGUACCUGGAGUCGUCGUCCGGCAAUGAAAUCUACUAUUGGCUGCACAUUUCGUUCAUAUUUCGUGCCAGCAGCUUUUGUGACAGUUGAUGAUUACAAUAAAUGCCAAAUUGAAAUUCCAUUUCUAGCGCUCGCAAGCAGCAGCAGCAGCAGCAGCGAAGAAGGAAAAUUGUUAAAGUCACAUCGCGUUUUUUCUCUGUUCUGUUCUGUUCUGUUCAAUGUUUGUGUAUUUUCUGACAUUUUGGCAAUGCUUCAACAAAAACCGUUUUGGCAACGUGGCCAACAAAUGAUAAGCCCAGCCAAGAGUCAAGCUCUUACGGCUCACUGAGUAAAAUAAAAAUUGAAUGAAUGGUAAGCAAAA